UCUACAGUUCCAGCGCUCCAGCGAGGAUGACCGUCUGUCACUCUACCAGUCCGGGUCAGGGGUCAGGGUCAGGGUUCGGGUUCCGCCGCUCUACCAGUCCGGGUCAGGGGUCAGGGUUCGGGUUCCGCCGCUCUACCAGUCCGGGUCAGGGGUCAGGGUCAGGGUUCGGGUUCCGCCGCUCUACCAGUCCGGGUCAGGGGUCAGGGUCAGGGUUCGGGUUCCGCCCCUCUACCAGUCCGGGUCAGGGGUCAGGGUUCGGGUUCCGCCGCUCUACCAGUCCGGGUCAGGGGUCAGGGUCAGGGUUCGGGUUCCGCCGCUCUACCAGUCCGGGUCAGGGGUCAGGGUCAGGGUUCGGGUUCCGCCGCUCUACCAGUCCGGGUCAGGGGUCAGGUUCCGUCACUCUACCAGUCCGGGUCAGGGGUCAGGGUCAGGGUUCGGGUUCCGCCCCUCUACCAGUCCGGGUCAGGGGUCAGGGUCAGGGUUCGGGUUCCGCCGCUCUACCAGUCCGGGUCAGGGUUCAGGUUCCGUCACUCUACCAGUCCGGGUCAGGGGUCAGGGUCCGGGUUCCGCCCCUCUACCAGUCCGGGUCAGGGUCAGGGUUCGGGUUCCGUCACUCUACCAGUCCGGGUCAGGGUUCAGGUUCCGUCACUCUACCAGUCAGGGUCAGGGUUCGGGUUCCGCCGCUCUACCAGUCCGGGUCAGGGGUCAGGGUCAGGGUUCGGGUUCCGCCGCUCUACCAGUCCGGGUCAGGGUCAGGGUUCGGGUUCCGCCGCUCUACCAGUCCGGGUCAGGGGUCAGGGUUCGGGUUCCGCCGCUCUACCAGUCCGGGUCAGGGGUCAGGGUCAGGGUUCGGGUUCCGCCGCUCUACCAGUCCGGGUCAGGAGUCAGGGUUCGGGUUCCUCCGCUCUACCGGUCCGGGUCAGGGUCAGGGUUCGGGUUCCGCCGCUCUACCAGUCCGGGUCAGGGGUCAGGGUCAGGGUUCGGGUUCCGCCGCUCUACCAGUCCGGGUCAGGAGUCAGGGUUCGGGUUCCUCCGCUCUACCGGUCCGGGUCAGGGGUCAGGGUUCCGCCGCUCUACCGGUCAGGGGUCAGGGUCAGGUUUCGGGUUCCAUCGCUCUACCGGUCCGGGUCAGGGGUCCGGGUCAGGGUUCGGCCGCUCUACCGGUCCAGGUCAGGGGUCAGGGUUCGGGUUCCGUCGCUCUACCGGUCCGGGUCAGGGGUCCGGGUCAGGGUUCGGGUUCUGUCAUUCUACUGGUCCGGGUUUGGGGUCAGGGUCCGAGUUAGGGGUCAGGGGUCGGGUUCCCUCU
Molecule: messenger RNA, 1306 nt
Organism: Pimephales promelas (fathead minnow)
Lineage: Eukaryota; Metazoa; Chordata; Actinopteri; Cypriniformes; Leuciscidae
Source: RefSeq, a predicted model, not a curated record